UCUUCUCACUAGUCAUCAUCACAAAACAGCACUAGCAAAUUACAAAGGUUUUUGCAGGGUUCAUCAUCAACAUUUCAAAAUCACAACUAACAGAAGAAAAUGGGAAGUAGAUUAGGUCGAAGAGUAGUUCAUUUCGCAAACCUCCCCAUCAAGCUUCUCAUGCCCUCUUCUUUCUGUAACAUCACCGAAAUCUCCCUCAAAACCAUCCCUUCUGCUUCAAAGAUCGAAAUCAAGAGAGUUUUGGAGUCUCUUUACGGUUUCGACGUCGAGAAGGUUCGAACCCUAAACAUGGAGGGGAAGAAGAAGAAGAGAGGUGGGCUGUUGGUUGCGAAACCGGACUACAAGAAGGCGUACGUGACUCUGAGGAGCCCCUUGUCGAUUUCGCAGGACCUGUACCCUAUUCGGAUAAUCGAAGAGGAUAGGAGGAGCUUGAUCAAGGAGUCCAAAUUGAAAUCUAAAUCCAAGUCCAGUAUUGUGGAGGAGGGCGAAACGUGGUCGCAUUGGCUCGACAAGAAGCACGAAACCAGGUUCAUCCCUGAGAAGAGUACCACCGCCAGCAGCAGCAGCAGCGGCGGCGGCGGUCGUGGCGGAAAUCGCCGCGGUGAUGGCGGUGCUGCUGAGGCGGCGAAGACGAAGUUCCCCUGGACCAGCAUGCGGUCUUCUUCUAGGUAGGGUUUUGGUUUGCAAUUUGAGAAUUUGGGUUAUCUGUUUGCUUUUCUUUCUUGGAUUGGCACCUAGAUGUUUACUUGAUAUGCUGAUGAGUCAUUAAAUAAUGUUGAGAUUAUAUUUUGGGGGCUAUAAUAGCUGCUAAAGUUUAUUUAGCGCUACAUGAUUAAAGUUCUGUAAUUUAAAUGUUAAAUUUGAUUAUGGUUAAACUGGGUUUGUUUAGGCUUUGAUACGUGAAAUUAAUGGCUAUUUCAGUUUAUCCAGAUAGAUGACUGGAUGAUUUGAA
Molecule: messenger RNA, 952 nt
Organism: Camellia sinensis
Lineage: Eukaryota; Viridiplantae; Streptophyta; Magnoliopsida; Ericales; Theaceae
Product: Ribosomal protein L23/L15e family protein
Biological process (GO): mitochondrial translation
Cellular component (GO): mitochondrial large ribosomal subunit; ribosome
Molecular function (GO): structural constituent of ribosome
Source: RefSeq, a predicted model, not a curated record